CGAUUUGCAAGACUCGCUCUUCCAAAUGGUCAAGUUGCUCGUUCGGCUUGGAAGGAGUGCGAGAGGGCUGUCGAGGAUGUGCGUCGAUCACGGAAUGUGAAGCUGAACAUCAACGGCGAGAUGGUUAUUGCAGAGGUAGAAUACUACUUCCUUGCCCACAUCGAAGCCGACCGCCCCCAACAGGCUCUCGCACUCAUCCGGCCCUACUCACGACCGAACACGACACUCCUCGCGCGAUCUUCCCAAAGUCUCUGGGCAUCUCAACGUGGCUCUGACGAUGAGCUGACAUUGGUGAAUGUAAAGGACAUUCAGGCUGUUGUGGCCAUGUGUCCGUUACCUCAAUGUGCACUGGACAAGGCAGGGAUGCAGUCGGGUAUGUUUCUUAUUGAGAAGCUCGGGCUGGACAUACUGUACAUGGCUGGUGCGAGGGAAGACAUUGAUGAUGAGGACGAUGUACCAUAA
Molecule: messenger RNA, 462 nt
Organism: Fomitopsis serialis
Lineage: Eukaryota; Fungi; Basidiomycota; Agaricomycetes; Polyporales; Fomitopsidaceae
Exons: 2
Source: RefSeq, a predicted model, not a curated record